CCACUCCUUUCGCUUCCAUUUUCAAUACACCAAAAUUACAUCAUCCCCUACCAAUUCUAGGACUAUAUAUUAUAUUAUUAUUUCAUGUCUUCUCACACAUUCCCACACCUUCACUACUUCUACGUGCAACCCACCCCUCGAUUACCAUUCACAACCCCUUGCAUCGUGAGCCACACGUCAUCACUCGCGCGUCGAGAUCCCUUUGUUCAACGCGCUUUGCAGAAAAUUUGCCCUAGACCACUUCCCUUCUCUAUAUCCACCAUGGACAACCACCGUCAGCCACUCCGAUCACGGCUGCAUUGCCAUUAAUUUUUUGUAGUGCUCUAAUUCCGAUCUCGUUUCUUCAAUCUGUCAGAUUCUCGAUUUUCUCUUCGUAAGGGCUAAAAAAUGGAACCUAUGGAUAUCGUUGGUAAAACAAAGGAAGACGCUUCACUUCCAAAAGCAACUAUGACAAAAAUUAUCAAAGAAAUGUUGCCCCCAGAUGUUCGUGUUGCCCGAGAUACUCAAGAUCUUUUGAUUGAAUGUUGUGUAGAGUUCAUUAAUCUUAUCUCAUCGGAAUCGAAUGAAGUUUGUAAUAGAGAAGAGAAACGAACAAUCGCACCCGAACAUGUACUCAAGGCUUUACAGGUUCUUGGUUUUGGGGAAUAUAUUGAAGAAGUAUAUGCUGCAUAUGAACAACACAAGCUAGAGACCAUGGACACUGUGAGAGCUGGAAAGUGCAGUAAUGGAGCUGAAAUGACUGAAGAAGAAGCAUUAGCUGAGCAACAGAGGAUGUUUGCUGAGGCGCGUGCAAGGAUGAAUGGUGGUGUUACAGGUCCCCCCAAGCACCAAGAUUCAGAAGCAGAGCAAACCUUGAAUAGCUAACUUUACUUUUUCGUUGUUGUGUAGGAAAAAAAGCAUCUUUAGUCUGUUUUAGUAGCAGGACCUCUCUUCUAUUGUGUACAAAAAGGCUCCUGGCGCAUGUGUCCGCUUGUGAGGGCUCUAGUUCAGUUUGUACUCAGAUGCAUUAUGUUCAUAUAUUCUGUAAAUUAGUAAGAAUUUGCUUCA
Messenger RNA from Solanum verrucosum, 1047 nucleotides. Its product is annotated as protein Dr1 homolog. NCBI's taxonomy places the organism in Eukaryota, Viridiplantae, Streptophyta, Magnoliopsida, Solanales, Solanaceae. The record is from RefSeq and is a predicted model, not a curated record. Bases 388 to 864 code for a protein of 158 amino acids. The transcript has 6 exons. Gene Ontology annotation, molecular function: protein heterodimerization activity.